CUCUUCUUACUCACCUUCACUUAGUUAUCGGAUAUUGGAUGCAAUCCGUCGCGUCAAGGAAGUUCGCAUGGCGGUUGGAUUGGAAACACAGCCUUAUCUCAAGGCCCAAUUGGCACAAGCUGCCGCUCAGGCUCAAGCACAAACUCAGACUCAAGCUCAAGCUCAAGUAAAUGCCCAAGGCCAAAAUCAAGCACAGAGCCAAAAUCAAACACAAGGCCAAAUACCAGCUCCUGUGCCUACGCCGCAACCCCAGCCCGCUCAAUUACAACCUACUCCCGUCUUGGCUGCGCCCGCACCGGCGCCAACACCAACUCCCCAGCCAGUUGCUGACCAGAAACCCAAGCCAACAAAGAAGAAAGCCGAUGCGACGCAGGCUUUUCAAAUCACCCCCGAGGUGUCACGCUCUUCCGCUACUCCUGCCCCACACCCCACGGUAAACCAGCUUCAAUCACAGCCACGCCACGCUACCUCCCCAUCACCCCGUGUAAGCGCGCCUUCACCGCUCCCAUCUGUACAGUCACCUGCACAAAGGUUCACACAAUCACCACGCCCUUCACCAUCGCAAGCGCCGCACUCCUCACCUCUCGCAGCUGGCUCACAACUUCCCCCAACAACACACCGCCCUCAACCCGCCCCUCAAUUCUUCGCAAUUGCUUCACCGCAAGGUUCUCAACCCAAAGCUGCUACCCCCCAGGUGGCUUAUCCAUCUCAGUCGACACCUUCCCCUGCACAAGCCGGGCAACAGGUUGGUGCAACGCAGCUGGCUGCUGGGCAACAUGUGAUGCAGCAGCAUCCUCAAACUCAAGGUCACGCUCAAGGGCAGAUGUAUCAGCUUCAACAAAUGCAACAGAUGCAACUGCACCAACAAGCCCGAUUGGCUCAGCAGGUUCAGGCGCAGGCGCAAGCUCAGGCUCAGGCGCAGGCUCAAGCUCAUGCUCAGGCCCAAGCUCAUGCUCAAGCCCAAGCUCAAGCCCAAGCUCAUGCUCAGGCCCAAGCUCACCCCCAUGCCCAGGCUCAAGUUCAAGUUCACCACGCACAACCUCAUCAGGCCCACCAGGUACAGGUGCAGGCACAGGCACAGGCUCAAAACCAGCCACAAGCUCACGUGCAAGCCGGACGUAUGACACCGCAGAAUUCACAAUCGCGAAGCCCCUUGCCGGGACAUCCUGCGGUUCGAAACAGCCCGAUGCUCCAGAACCAAGCCAGAGGUUCACCCAUGCUCCAAAAUCAGGCCAGAGGCUCACCCAUGCCCAAUUCUAAUCCGCUCCCACCCCAACCUGCACAAGCUGCACAGCACCCGGGCAUGUCACAGCAGUAUAACUUUCCAACAAUGCCGUACAGACCGCCUGGGCAGGACCAGCAGCAGCAGCACCCAAUGAUGUAUCAGAUGUAUCCAUAUAUGAGCUAUCCCAUGCCUGGACGAUUGCAGCCGAACUAUCCUCCGUGGGGUGUUGGACGGGGAAUGCCAAAUCAGGCUCAGGUGAAUGGGCAAGCAGCAGCAGGGAUGCAGCAGCAGCAGAUGCAGAUGCAGAUGCAAAUGCAAAUGGCAAAGCCUACACAGGGAGCAGGACGGUAGUAUGAUACUUGUAUUGUUAUUUGUGUUUCUAAUAAUGUACUACUGCGGUGUUGUGUGGAUUGCUUGUAUGUAUGGAAGGCGGACUACAGUAGGCUUAUUCGACAGUAAGAUAACAUCUAUGAUACAUUUUUAUUCUCUUUGAUCAAUGAUCAUCUGGAUUUCGAUUUCAAUUACAAUGCCGUGCAUGCAGUCGUGGACAGCAUAUCAUACGAAAGAUAUUAGGGGAAUUU
Messenger RNA from Suillus plorans, 1806 nucleotides. RefSeq lists its product as uncharacterized. NCBI's taxonomy places the organism in Eukaryota, Fungi, Basidiomycota, Agaricomycetes, Boletales, Suillaceae. The record is from RefSeq and is a predicted model, not a curated record. The transcript has a single exon. Bases 68 to 1576 code for a protein of 502 amino acids.